GGUUUAUUUUGUUUUAUUUUGAUUUUGUAGCUGUUGACUCGCUGCUGUUUUCGUUAGUUCUAUCCAAUUGCGUUGCUUAAUUGUUCUAAUUUGUUAGUUAUUAUCAAUAACUAUCUUCAAAUUGGGGGUUAGGUCAUUAACGAUCUACUCUUGCCGCCUUCAAUUUGGGCACUUCAAUUUUGGUGGUUCAUUUGGAGAUUCCCUUGUGUUUUUGAGUAAUGCGGUACUUUGGUAGUUGGGGGAAACGUGGUCAAAGAAUAAAGAAGAUGAAUGUGGAAGCUCACAUGUCUGGACAAAUCUCCGGGCAGGUACCUAAUCAGCCUGUAAUGCCUCAGCAGAAUGGUAAUGCUCUUCCUUCUCAGAUGCAAACAUUAGCAGCUCCUCCUCGUACUGGGAAGUGGAACACUAUGGACCCUGAGCUUUUCCGAGCGCGCAUGUAUAUGCGGGAAAAGAUUUAUGAUACCCUAUCGCAGCGGCAUUUGCAGCGGUAUCAACAGCCAAUAAAUGAACCACAGAAAAAGAAGGUUAAAGAUAUCGUUAAGCGCCUAGAGGUGGGUGUAUUUAGAAUGGCUUCUUCAAAGGAAGAAUAUAUGAACCUGGAAACAUUGGAGAGCCGCUUGCUUGGUUUAGUUAGGCGUCCCCUGCCGCCCAACCAACCGGUAAUGCCUCAGCAGAAUGGUAAUGCUCUUCCUUCUCAGAUGCAAACAUUAGCAGUUCCUCCUCAUAUUGGUGAUGGACCCAAAACGGGGCUUGUUACACAUAUCAUAUAGAAUCCCAUGGGUUCUCCUCCGGCUAGCCAUCAUCUCAGCUAGGCUCAUCAUACCACUCAUUUCAUCGUUGCCAUAGCUGCCAUACUUAUUACACAUAUGGAGGAGAAAGACGGACACAUGGCAAACAUAUCUGAAUGGUCAACUCUGACCUAGCCCACACUAGUGGGCAGCCACUAUAAGUCUUAUAGACUUCCGUCUUCUUCAUUACACUUACUUGAUUGCUUCAUCAAAACAGUGGCACCCUUUUUAAACAUCUUAUUAUCACUUUGCUUAAGCCUUGUGUCAUUAAAAUGUUUAACUUUACAUAAGACUUUUCAAGGCAUUUCAUAACUUUUCUCAUAUUCAUAUGCAUGGUCUUAUAUCACAUAAUAAUGUAUCACAUAACUGUACAUGCCAUGCAUACAUGCUGAUGCUGAAAUGCCAAUGUUCAUGUUCAUG
Messenger RNA from Humulus lupulus (European hop), 1208 nucleotides. Its product is annotated as histone acetyltransferase HAC12. Bases 219 to 770 code for a protein of 183 amino acids. The transcript is spliced from 5 exons. Lineage: Eukaryota; Viridiplantae; Streptophyta; Magnoliopsida; Rosales; Cannabaceae. The record is from RefSeq and is a predicted model, not a curated record.